UUUUCAAAGUGAUUACCUCUGGGAGUGAAGCCGUCGCUUACAUCUGCAAUUAUCACGUGCAUUUAUCUAUUGAUGAAGGACUGGCGAUGGUUACGCUUGAUGGUUUUUGUUAAUGGAGUGAUUCAGCUGUUUUUCUCAUAAAUGAAUCAUUAUGUAAAUCAAUUGUACCUCCCCCAAGGAGCUCAGUUUCUUUUUUUUUUUAAUCUUUCUGGCAAAUAAUUAUCAAGCCUGAACAGUGGGACAGCUGCACAUUAGGACUCUAGUCGCUGCUACCUGGAAUCUCUGGUACAUAAACCUGGAGAUGGUUGUGGAGAAAGUCAGUGUGUGAAUUGGGCAUGUCUAGGGUGGGCUACUAAGAAACCGCAUUUGGUAAAGAAGCGCCUGCCUUGACACAGGCAAUUAUGUUUGAAGCACCCACAUCCGGAGCAGUCGCCCUGGAGCCACACAAAGACAAUGAUGCCCAAGAGACUUGUCUCCAAAACACUGAGUCCAGCUCGCUUAAACCAACAUUAAAAGAGAUGAUGGUGGAUUUCAUAAUGAGGCUCAAGAUCCAUGGUGUGAAGUAUGUCUUCUCUUCGGACAAGUCUAAACUGCAGCGAGUCAUCUGGAUCAUGGCCUUCUUCGUUUGUGUCAGUCUCCUGUGCACCUGGUCCUGGAAUCGAAUCAUCUACCUGCUGUCCUACCCUGCCGUCACGAAGAUCUACGUGGUAUGGGCUCACAACAUGUCCUUCCCAGCUGUUACUUUCUGCAAUAAAAAUGUGUUCCGGGUAUCCUCUCUGACCAAGGAUGACCUGUAUCACAGCGGCUACUGGAUGGACCUCAUGUAUCCUAAUCACACAGUGAUGGAGAGGAGCCUGUCUAUCAUUAAGGACAGCCACAAGCAGGGUCUCCUGAGCCUGCUGGACUUUGACAACUACACCCCACCCCCUGAUUACAGCAUCAACACCACCGAGAUGAUGGGACGCCUCGGCCACCAGUUGGAGGACAUGCUGCUGGUGUGCAGGUUCCGAGGGGAAACCUGCACCUACAAAAGCUUCAGCACUAUUUACACACGCUACGGAAAAUGCUACACAUUCAACUCUGGAUUAGACGGCAACCCUUUGUUGACCACGUUAAAAGGUGGCACAGGGAACGGCUUGGAGAUCAUGUUGGAUAUUCAGCAGGAUGAAUAUCUGCCUGUUUGGGGAGAGACAGAUGAAACCUCCUACGAAGCAGGCAUCAAGGUUCAGAUCCACAGCCAGGACGAGCCGCCCUUCAUUGACCAACUGGGAUUUGGUGUGGCCCCUGGUUUUCAAACUUUUGUGUCAUGUCAGCAGCAACUGCUUCAGUACCUCCCUCCGCCUUGGGGAGAUUGCAAGUCUACUCCCAUAGACUCUGAAUACUUCUCGACGUACAGCAUCACCGCCUGCCGCAUUGACUGUGAAACCCGGUACCUGCUGGAGAACUGCAACUGCAGGAUGGUUCACAUGCCUGGGACCUCAACAGUUUGCACACCUGAGCAGUACAAAGACUGUGCUGACCCAGCUUUAGACUUUUUGGUAGAGAAAGACAACGAUUACUGUGUCUGUAAGACCCCCUGCAACAUGACUCGCUAUGGCAAGGAGCUGUCCAUGGUUAAGAUCCCCAGUAAGGCAUCUGCUAAGUAUCUGGCUAAGAAAUUCAACAAAACUGAGCAAUAUAUUGGGGAAAAUAUAUUGGUCAUGGACAUCUUCUUUGAAGCUCUGAAUUAUGAGAAGAUUGAGCAGAAGAAGGCCUAUGAAAUUGCAGGGCUUCUCGGUGACAUUGGAGGUCAGAUGGGGCUGUUUAUCGGAGCCAGUGUCUUAACAAUACUCGAAAUAUUUGACUACCUAUAUGAGGUGAUUAAGGAUAAGGUUUUGGGCUACUUCAUACGCAAGAAACGACCACAGCGUUGUCAGAGCGACAAUCUGGAGUUUCCAGAGAACCCAACCAGCCCUGGUGUCACGCCUAAUCAUGCCCCCAGAGCACCUGUGACACCCUCCGGAGUCACUCGGACAGUCUCGGAUUCACGCCGAACAUGUUACCUCGUCACCCGACUCUAGGCAACUUUGAAGAGUUUGCUUGUUGACAACAUAAAGUAGGGGUUGGGGGUGGGGUGGCACAUCUGGGGACUUGACGGCAAACUGUGAAAUAAUUAAUGUAUUUAACGGUUGAGUGUAUAACUCAAAAACAUAUACAUGUAAUAGAGUUUAUCAAUGCCUGAAUAGAAAUAGAGUACUAUCAUCAGAAAAAAAGAGACCACUUCCAAAACAGAACUCAGGUUUAACUGCCAUGUCAAGGCAUCAGUGUUAAUUUAUUCAUGUUUCAUUUCGUGGAUUUGUUUUUCUUAUGCAGUCAUUUUAGAGUUAUACAAUCAGUGAUGAGAAAUGGGUCCAAAAAAGGCUUUCUGACCUGUGAUGAGAUGUAGUACUGUUGUGCAGGUUUUGCUGUACAUCAAUUAAAAGAAAAAAAGAAAAAAAAGAGAAUACAUGUGGAUUGGUAUGUGUAGCAUUGCAGUUUCUCAACAGUGUUACGUCUCCAGCAUCUAACUAAUGCUGUAUUGAGUGACCUUAUACUGUCACCAGUUUGAACAGGAGAGCCUUUUCAGAAAUCUACUUGACUUCAAUAAGCCGAUUGUUGGAUAAAAGAGCUGCUCAUACCUGAAUCAAAACACUAGACUGGUGUUUAAUGUUGCCUUUUGCUGCUGUGAGGCUUUGGAUUGUCUCAUAAAUUAGACGACUGUGCUAAAUCAAUUUAAAAACGGAAAAGGAACUUAAUUUUUUGGAUAUAUGCAAGUAUCUAGUUUUGAUUUACGUGGAUGGCGGUAACCGCUGAAUUGGAUGGGUUUGUUAACUUAAGUCACUUUUUACACACAGUAAGGGUAAAAAAGGCCAAAAAAGGCUGUUGAUUGUAUCUUUAUUUAGCUGACGUGUCAAUCUUCAUUGUUUUCCCAUUUUGUGGAAUAGUGUUGCUGUGCUGACUGUCACAAAAAAAUGCUAGCAUGCAGCUUGCUGCAGAAAUUCUCCUUUAUUUAUUUACAUUGAAUUCACUAGAAGAGGAACAAUCAGGUUUUCCUUUUUGCCUUUUUAAUAAUUCUCAAUUCUUUUUUCAUUACUGUGUCUUAAAGGUGUUCAUCAGCACAAUCCCCUGUGAUAGUAAUCUAUUCUCUAUUGAACAUACGUAGACUUUAAAAGGCUUGUUGGUGACAUUCCUAGACUUGAGAGAAAUUUGUAAAUACAAAUAAAAUCAAAUGCCAUUAAGAAAUUCUAUACUGCUCGUGUGAGACAUUUGUCAAAAAUAUAUGUAUCAAUAUAUCGAUAUAUAUAUAUAGAGAGAGAGAUAAGUGUUUUUUCAUCUGUUCUUACACCAAAAGGAAUUUGGAUUUUCUAUCUGGGUGGGCCGUAAGUGUCUUUGAGUUUCUGGUGAUUACAGUAUAAUGUGACUGACAACUAAAUAGACUUUAUUAGAUACAAGAGAAUUGCCUCAAAACAUCAAAACCACCACGCACCUCAGCCCCAUUCAGUUCAAAUGAUUUAUGACAGAAAUGCAUUGUACAAUUUUACCAUUGUAUCCUUUUAUUAUUAUUCCAGAAGAUGUAAUAAGUCACAAAUAACAGUUUGUGAUGUAUAAAUGAUUAAGUAUAAUAAACUCUAUAUUUACCCAUCUUA
This is a messenger RNA of Perca fluviatilis (European perch), 3665 nucleotides long. RefSeq names its product acid-sensing (proton-gated) ion channel 1c (gene asic1c). Gene Ontology annotation, cellular component: membrane. Gene Ontology annotation, biological process: sodium ion transmembrane transport. The transcript is spliced from 11 exons. Lineage: Eukaryota; Metazoa; Chordata; Actinopteri; Perciformes; Percidae. The record is from RefSeq and is a predicted model, not a curated record. Bases 402 to 2060 code for a protein of 552 amino acids.